This is a messenger RNA of Peronospora belbahrii, 1023 nucleotides long. Lineage: Eukaryota; Oomycota; Peronosporomycetes; Peronosporales; Peronosporaceae. The record is from the annotation of a GenBank genome assembly.
AUGGCCUUUCGUCGUGAGGUCUUGCCACUGGAUAAACUAGUGCUCAAGUUUAUCGCCAAGACACCUCGUCAAUCGAGUGUAAUCCUCAAUGAGCAAACACUAGAGCGUGCACAUCGUAUUAUUCAUCCUAGUAAGUCGCGGACACAUAAAGCCAAACAAGAGGUGAUUCGUGCCCUGUUACGUGGUGGACGUUUAGGUGAUGAUACACUUCCUGUGAGUUUCUUUGAUUCAAGCAUGACACGAAUUGAGAUCAUUGGCGCAAAAAUCUCGACAAUUUUUAUUGAAAUGCUGGCUACUACCUGUCCUAAUAUGCAUUCAGUCAAUUUUUCUGGAUGUUUUCGACUCACGGACGAUGCAAUUGAAAUGUUGUUGAAAUAUUGUCCAGAUAUCAAAGACUUGAACCUUGAGAAUUGUCGCAAAUUAACGGACCUCACGCUAGAUCAUUUGCGUAAAUUUGCACCAAGAUUACAGAGCUUUGAUAUCAGUGGUAAUUUCAAUAUGACAAUAGCAGGCAUUACGAAACUUAUUGAGAAACAUCCGAAUCAUUCCAAGUUUACAAAAGUUCAUAUUUCUGGUCAUGCUGUUACGGAUCAAACCAUCAAGACCAUCACGGCCAAAUGUCGAAAGCUCCAUAGCUUGAGUGCUGGAUAUUGUGCGAUCACGGAUGAGGCGUUAAUUGCGCUGCUGAAAAAACGCGAAUCUGUAUCACGCUUGUAUUUGCACUGGAAUGUUGCAAUCACUGAUCAAUUCUUACGUUUUCUUGGAUCGGAAGCUCGAAACUUGCAGGAACUAAAUUUGUGCGGCGUGAAAAGUGUUUCGGCUGACUCAAUUGUAGCUGCUAUCCAUGCAAAAAUGGGUGCUCGAAACGACAUGCUCGAUUCUACACUAUCGUUGCCUUCCGAUGAUAAUCCUGAACCGGAGCGAAAGCGUCUCAAGAAGAUUGAUUUUCGUUACACAACUGUUACGAAGGAAGCUGCUGCAGCUGUAAAGGAGUGGUAUCCUGAGCUUCAAGUCACGUUCUGA